Messenger RNA from Oncorhynchus kisutch (coho salmon), 2784 nucleotides. RefSeq names its product histone-lysine N-methyltransferase 2D-like. The transcript is spliced from 5 exons. The coding region runs from base 188 to 2104 and encodes 638 amino acids. NCBI's taxonomy places the organism in Eukaryota, Metazoa, Chordata, Actinopteri, Salmoniformes, Salmonidae. Gene Ontology annotation, biological process: positive regulation of p38MAPK cascade; positive regulation of cell-substrate adhesion. The record is from RefSeq and is a predicted model, not a curated record.
CCAGACAAGACCACGCACGCAGUCCCAUCAAUGCUGCUGAAUGGAUCAACAGUUGACGUCUGUUAAGUGUGGUGGGGGACCCCCUUCAAGGUUUCAUCACUGACUCUACAGUACAGUACAUAUGUAUGUGCCCAUUGCCUAUUUAGGACUACGGUACAGAUAGAGGGUGAGUGAAGACUGCUGAGAGAUGACGGACCUGGAGGCAUCGACAGUGGGUGAACCCCCUCCCCCAUACAUGAUCUUCCUCCUGGUUUUCUUCUUCUUCAUCACGGGCCUCCUGGGUUUCCUGGUCUGCCACCUUCUGAAGAAGAAGGGCUACCGCUGCAGGACAGGGGAGGAGGAAGAUGAAGAUGAGGAGGAGUGUGAGCAGAAACUGGGACCAGACAAGAAUGCUUGGGGGCAAGCUGCUUCGCCAGACAAUCUUUCAUGUAUUACAGAUGAUGAAGAAGAGGACCAUCAAGACACUGUUGAACAAAUCCUGAAGUGCAUCAUUGAAAAUGAAGCCAACAUGGAAGCCUUCAAGGAGAUGCUAGGAAAACAGGAUAUUUGUGAACAUCAUGAUCCUACGUUACUGCGCAAAGAGAGCCUGGGGGGUAUUCCACCUCAUCACCACACCGUGCACUCUGGAGCCCAGCUUGACCACAAGUCCUGCACGCUCUGUGUGCAAGGGCGCUCCAAGAAGGCCCGACGCCGGAGCCGUGUACCUCGGACCAUUAAGCCGAGAACGCCGGGAGAGAGGAGAGAGUCCACUGUGUUCGCUGUGGGAAGGUUCCGAGUCACCCACAUGGACAAAAAGGAUCAGGGGUCUGGCGACCAGUUAGACCAAUCAGAGGCUCUGGAUAGUGAGAAGGGGGAUGAGGACGACCCCCAGAGGAAGGAGGGGUACAACCUGCGGAGCAUGUUCAAAGACGUCAAAACGGACAGCACCAACGGUGUGGUUCCCAUCGUGGCCAAGCGGAAGAAGAGUCUGGUUCUGUUCCCCCCACGCAGAGGUAGUGAUCCAGUGGGGGCCAAAGUGCCACUGAGCCAGCCCAUGGUAGAAGAGGAACCCCUCUUCACUGCUCCAGUGCAGACCUCCAGCCCUGUGAAGAUCCUGUCGUCCCAGCCCAGCCUGGACUCUGGUGCACCUGACGACACUGAGAUGGCUCCUGUUAAAAUGUACCCUACUAGGGUCACUUUUGUAGUGUCCCCCACAGAGAGUCCCGUACCAGUCUCUCCCAACACGAGUCCAAGAGGCGUCUCCCCUCUAACACCCCCAAUGCAAGAUUCCCCCACCACCACCCCAGUACAAGUCACCCCCAUGACCCCUGAGAUAUUACCCCUUACCCAAGGCUCAUAUAAUAACCCUAGUCUUAGUGCCUUAAAUGUCUCUCUUACCCCUACCCCUGUACAAGCCUCUCCAACCUCUAACCUCUUGAAUGUCUCACCUGACCUGUCCUCCAGAAAUGUGUCCCCCUCCCCUACUCAUUUAAAUGUUUCUCCUACCCCUUUCCCCAUACAAGUCUCCCCUGGCCAGUCGUCCAGAAAAGUGUUUCCUUCCUCUAGCCCGUUAAAUGUCUCUCCUGCCCCUACCCCCUUAAUGAUGUCCCCCACCACUCUACCCCGUAGCAUUCUAAAGAAUACUACUACUUUUGUCAAGGUGGACGAAACCUCACCAACCACGAAAGGGCCAGAGGACAAGUUUGAGAGCCUUGCUACUGUCAGGGCCGACAAUGUUUCUCCCACUGCUGUUCCUGUGAAAGUCUGCCCCACUGUGGACCCCAUGAAAGUCUCCCCCACCACGGCUUCCAUGAAAGUCUCCCCCACCUCAACCUCCGUCAAGAUCUCCCCCACCAGCGGAGGCCCUUUAGAGGACAAGCUGGAGGUGGGGAGUGUUACCAUAGUCAAAGCCAGCCCGGACAGUCAGAUGGAGUUCUAUGUGGUGCGUACGGCUGAGUUAAUGAAGGAGGAGGAAGAGGAGGACCCUGCUGUGGCUCAGAGCACCCCAGAGAAAGGGAAGGAUGAUGAGGUGGAGAUGGAGGACAUAAAGGACUGUCGGGUCAGCCAGGAGGAGGGUGUGUCUCUGGAGGAGAAGAGAUCAGUGCACAGUCAGCACAAGUGGUGAAAGAGAGAGAGAGAGAGAAAGGACACGCUGGGAUGGGGGAGGGGGAAAGACUGGCCACACCCAACUGUGACAAACGGAUAUAUUGCAAUACUACGGAGGUAAACCGAACCAGGCCAUGCCAAAACUGAACUAUACCAGACUGAGACUGGCUGUCUGGAACCAACUAGACCUUGACAUGGCUUUAAAACGGCGGGGGCGUACCAGCAAGGCUGUGAUUUAUUCAUUGAUAUAGACAAGUUGUGGUUAGCUAAGCACUGGCACCUUAUAUCCAGAUGUAUUGAUCUUAAAGGCUUGCAUAAUGUGGCUAACAGCACUGCUACAGUACUACUUCUAUUAUCAACAGACAGUGCAAGCCCAGGCCUCCAUCUACAAGUGCACUUUUUUUGAAAACACUGCUCACAGACUGCAUUUUACAACAAUCAACUUUAACCCCAACAACAAUCAACUACACCACAGUGUAAAUCGACCAACAGCAAAUAACGGGUAAUAUCUGUGUAUUCUAAUUUAUUGUCAGUCCGAUCUCUAACUCUUCUACAUCAGCGGGGGCUGCUGAGGGGAGGAUGGCUCAUAGUAAUGGAUGGAACAGAAUAAAUGGAAUGGUAUCAAACAUGUGGGUUCCAUGUGUUUUAUAACAUUCCAUGUACUCCAUUCCAGCCAUUAUUAUGAGCCGACCUCCCCUC